UUUGUAAGAUCUGUGCUUUUCGUUAACUUGACAAAUGACAACUUAUCUAUAAAAGAUGUUAUUUAUUUUCCAAAGAAACAAACCUGAGUGUAUUAAUUUCUCAAAAAAACCAUAACAAGUUCAUCAACAUUCCAUAAAGAAAAUAAUUUCGUAACGAUUUCUUAAUUUCAUACCUUUCGGUGAACUUAACCUCAAAAUGCAAGCCAUCACCAAAGUUAGUCUAUACCGAAGUCCGUAUACAAUAUGUUACAUAUCAGAAGAUUUUUUCGUGCUUCCCGAUGAACAAAUAUACAAGAAUGUAGGUUUGGAAGCGGGCGAUUGUUGUGAAAUUAAAAUUACAGACGAAAGAACACGGAAAAGGAAGUAUUUGAAACUGUGUACCAGUGCUUUGUUUUUAAAACCGUUUGUGAAGGAAACUGCGAGGUCCCCCGCCUUUAGAGCUAACCUUUUAUCGAACUUGAACAAAUCGAGUGGGUAUCCAAGUAGUGGAACUGUGUUUCUAAAAUUGGUAUUGGAGCCACCGGAUAAAGAGAUUAUUGAUUAUGCUUGGAAUGAACGGAUACUUACAUUGGUAUGGACCAGAGUGGAGAUAGAGAAUGCAUUUUCAUGGUUGUCGACACUAGGCGGUGCUUAUUCUGCAUUGGGCGAUUACUUUGAACAUUGUGCCGAAGAAGCAGGAAGAAUAUCAAUACGACAGUACAAGCUAUCCAAGAUGCUUGGUGAUGACGGCCUUGCUGCUCGGAGUUGUUUAUAUUCGGCCCUAUCAUACUCACAAAAAGGAGAUUUAUCUCUGGCAAGGCAUAUAGUUAGGACAGUGGCCAAAUUUGCCAGACGAACGCAUGACAAACGUCUCAUGCGCAUGUGCCAGGGGGUUUGGGCUAAACUAUUAUAUUUGAAGUCAUUGAAAGGAUCUGCACAGGGUAAAACGGAAAGUAAUAAUGGUAUGGUAGUUAGAACUAUGUCAUAAGUGUAUUCAGACUUUUGGUACAUGAGCAUGUUUGUCCGAUUCUGGUGUUCCCUCGUCACAUUUGCAGGAUGCGUUUUGCUGGGCUCAAUAAAUAAUAGAAUAGAUGAAUAAUAAAUUUACCAAGACGAGAUAACAUUCAUGUAGAUGUCUUUAUUUUAGAAUUUUCCAGUAGAUUUUCCCUAACACUAACAUUCAAUUGUACAUUUAGUUCAUAUUGUAUUUUGUAAACAAGAAAAUUCUGAGCAAUAUUAAAUGUUCCAUGAGCAAUGAUUUGCGGUAUCCACCGUUUUGUUGAUAGUAUAAAAUAGCCUUGAGUUUUCCUUAUUUUAUAUGAUGAAGAUGGAUGACUAAAUCUAUAACAAAGGAUAAAAAUAUAAUUUUAAAAGUAAUUCCCGAAUUGUUAAAAAGUUAUUCUCGAACUUGAUAACCUGAUUCCUAUGACGAGUUGAGUGUUUGAUCACAAUAUUGAAUUUGUUCGAGACAUGUAUAAGAUAUUUCCACUAUAGAUAACUAAAUAUUUAGGGUUACUAAUUAUAUUUAGCCAUAACAACUUAUAACUAUGGGACAAUUUGUUAUAUACUUUCACUUUUAGAAAUUUCUUUCCUAUAUUGGGCAAUGUAAAUAAAGAUUUCAGUACAAUAAUUUGUUGUUGAAAUUUUUGCGCAUGGUAUUUACAAUUUAAAUUAAUUAAAAUUUUUACACAUUAACCUAUGCUGAAGCAUAUAAAAAUUUAAGAACGAAUUAAUGAAACUAGAUGUUCUGCGGAAUCAUGUUUUCUUUGGCUGUUUAUGUAUGUAAUAAAUACAAAACUAAUAUACUGCCUACUGUUUGAAUCCCCUUUUUUAGAUCACUAGGAAAUAUACCUAUGUCAAUUAGUCAAGCAUAAUUAUGACUGGGUUUUCUGGUUCAGGGUUUAAAAUAACUACCCAUUGUUAUAAGGCGUGAUUUUUAUAUGCUAAGUAAGUAAUUUACCAAAAACGUGGCAACAUGCUCAUGUGAUGAACAAAUUAGACCCUAAACUGAAUAGAAACAAGUAUUUCGUAACAACCUAAUAUUUUUGUCAACCCUGUGAUUUUUAUUUUCAGUUGUGAUUAGUUGGUGCUGUAAAUAAAUUUUAUUUCAAUGUUACUUUUAA
Manduca sexta (tobacco hornworm) is the source of this 2102-nucleotide messenger RNA. RefSeq lists its product as uncharacterized. The record is from RefSeq and is a predicted model, not a curated record. Lineage: Eukaryota; Metazoa; Arthropoda; Insecta; Lepidoptera; Sphingidae. The coding region runs from base 197 to 967 and encodes 256 amino acids. The transcript is spliced from 3 exons.